AUGCAUACCGAUUCAGUGAAUUGCCGUAUUGUCGGUUUCAGUGAAGUUGAAUAUGGUACAGCUAUAACUGAGAGGGAGAAAGCUAGUAGUUGGCUUAAAAACAAGCGUCUAAUUCAUGUUGGGAUACUGACAUUAACAAUAUUACGACCAACAGAAGGGUACCCAUCUGAUCUAAAGGAGAUGAAUGUAUCAAUCUUACCCAUUCAGACGGAAAGUGAAGAUAAGAAAAUGUCCAUGUUUAGAUUGAAGUUAUACAAUCAAAAAGGUAUAUUACUUUUUUCUUUGGAACCUGAGACAGAAACAUCAACGAUUAAUCAUUAUUUUAGAAUACUAAAUGAAAAAUAUAUAGAUCAGAAAGUUAUACUGAAUAAUGAGAAGCUGAGAAGCGAAGCUGGAAUUAAACAGAAAAGGAAAAAAAGGAAAAUUGCUUUUGGAUUAAUCCAACCAACAAGAAAUUAUAAAGACAUACUAGUAACUAAACAAGCACUGACUUUCAAUCAAAAUUCCAAAGUUUGGCAAAUUCACGUAUCUUUUUCUGUUAUUGCCAACCAAGACAAACGAAAUAAAUUUACUGCCGAUGUAAAUGCUCUACUUCAAGAUAUUUCUACAUCUUUAAUACCAGCCUCAAAUGAACUUUAUCUUCCAAAAAUGACUUCUAACUAUGUUCAAUCUCAUUUCAAUCAGUAUAUUAUAUCAUGCACAAAUGAAAGACUAAAAAAUUUGAGGGCAAAUCGACAAUAUACAGCAGUUGAUUCUGUUAUAAAUGGUAAACUAUUCCCAUUUCAAAAAGACUCACUAUUGUGGCUUCUCGAGAAGGAGCACUAUUUUGACUGUAAUGUAAGCAAAACUACUACUAGUGAUCAAAAACACGAAGAUAGUGUAUCUGAGUUGUUGUAUUUUCUGAACCAUUCUGUAUCUUUUGGUUACUCAACCAUAAAAGAUUUAGUGUCAAAACAGUUUUAUUUUUGGAACAAGUAUACCGGCUAUAUACUUUCUCAGGAAGAAGUUCGGUCCUUAAAGUCUAGCUUUAAUGAAUACGAAGUAGGAGCCAAAGGUGUCUUAGCUGAAGAAAUGGGUUUGGGAAAAACACUAGAAAUACUUGCUCUGAUAUGUAUCAACAAGAGAAAAUAUAAAGCGGAUGAACCCCUUGAUUUUGUAAGUGAAUCAGGUAAAGUUAUUUCUAAGUGCUCUACUACUCUGAUCGUUUGCCCAGGAUCAAUCUUAAAACAGUGGAUUGACGAAAUGCAGUCUACGCAUCCUGCGAUUAAAAUUUAUCACUAUGGGGGAUUUAUUGCAGUUAAGAAGGAAUUUGCGUGUGAUAAUAUUAAUACUAUUGUACAGAAACUGUCUCAAUAUGAUAUUGUUAUAACAUCUUAUAAUGUUGUUUCAAAUGAAGUCCAUUAUGCGCAAUUUAAUAAUGCCUUUCGCCAAAAUCGUCGCCGCCAUGUUCAAUACGAUUACUCUUCUCCGCUUUCCCUAAUGCAAUUUUACAGAAUUAUUCUGGACGAACUACAAAUGCUUCACAGCGGUAGUACCAAGGCUGCUAUUUGUACAUCUCUUCUACACAGAGUACAUACAUGGGGUGUUUCAGGUACACCAAUUCAAAAAGUCAGGGAUUUUCAGACUAUAUUAUCAUAUUUGAAAAUACAUCCCUUUUCAGAAUUUCCUGAACUUAUAAAGAAUUUAGAUAAUGCUUCUGUUGGAUUAACUGAGAUGUACUCAGCAGAAAAUGGAUGUCCCAUAAACGAAAUUGAAGUUAUCAAGAAUGGAAUUAAUACCAAUCUUUCUGACCUAUUCUACAUAUUUAAGCAAUAUGAUAUUGCAAUUAGACAUUCAAAAGCGAACGUUUCAAGUCAAAUCAAAAUUCCAAAACAACACCUUUUAUUAAUCCCUCUAAAAUUUACUCCUAUCGAAUGGGAAAGUUACCUUGAAGUUUGGAAAUCGUUCCUUGAAGAUUCAGGGUUUAAUCCGGAUGGCACAAAUUCUACCCAUUUAACCAAUCAACAAUUAAACCAGUGGCUUCACAAAUUGAGAUAUAUUUGCUGUCACGCAGUUCUUCCUCAUUCGGCUUCAAUCAACAAUAUCACGACAGCAAACGAAAUUCAUACUCUAAACGACAUCUUAAAAAAAAUGAAGGCAGAAGCGGAAGAUAAGGUGGAAUCGUUAUAUAGAGAGCAAUUUCAGUUACUAAUCCGAAGUGCUCAAUUUGAUAUAGAAGAACAAGGAAGAUAUAACUUUGCGAUUGAUUGUUUGCUUAGCCUAGAGAAGAAUAUUUUCGACAGAUUAAAACCACUUACCAAAUCUUCUAAUGAUAUUCUAAAUUUCCUCGAAUAUCUCGAUAUAGCGGAUUCACAUGCAUCUUCAAAAUCAUGUCGGCAUUUACUAGAACUAUUACAUCAGUGCUAUUUCUUUAUCGCCACAGCUUACUAUUAUUUAGGAUCAUACCAAAUUGAAUGCAAACAAGAUGCUGGCAUUCCUAUUAGGCAGGAUGAUUUAUGUAAUGAUGAGACACUAAAAAAUCAUUUCUCCCCUGAUGAAAUAAAGUCGAUUGCAUAUCAUAAAAAUUUAGAAGACGAAUAUUAUUCUCGUGCUGAAAAUAUCAGAAGAUCCAUUCUUAAGGGCAGAAUAGCAAAAUUUGAGCAAGAAUUGGAUGAGGUUCAAAAAUCGCAUUUUCCAACUAAAGCCAUUAUGUUAAUAAAAUUUGAAGAAUUGCCUAACUGCUCCAUUUCCUUAUCAACUAAUAAAUGUUACAGUAAACUUUUGGAUUUGUUCAGUAAAUUGGAUGAACAAGCAAUACAAUCAAACAGACAGAUAAAUCUGCUAUAUGAUCUACUUUCCAUGCCUAUAAUAAAAGAGUAUGAUAGUGAUACACCCGAAAAAACUCAUGAAUAUGCAUCAUCCAUUGAGGAUCAAGAUAAAAUUUACGCAUUAUUUGAUUGCUUAGAAAAGUUGAUUUCCAAUAGAGAGGAAAUUGUAAGGGCCGAAGAGGAAGUAACACCACCAAAAAUAAGUUUAAGUCUUUAUGAGAAUUUGUCUACAUAUCAUACAGAGUUACUGAAAGAUCAAAUUCUCAUUUCUGGUACCCCGUUUAAGACGAUAUUCGAUGACUUGGAAAAUGUUAGAAUUGUUCACAGAAUAUCCAAAAAACAAUCUAAUGAUAAAUCCUUUGAGGCAUCUUUGCUCUCUUAUAAAAAAUGUCUGAAGAAAAUUCGAAAAGAGAAUGCACAACUGAGAAGUUACUUACAAGCGUUAAAUACUGUUUACAACGCAAAAGUGGACUACUAUGCUUAUCUACAAAGAAUUUCAGACUCGGUUGUUCCACUAUCUCAACUUGAUAGUACUACUCUCAGCAGCUUGAGAAAAUUUAUCUCAAAUGUGAAUAAAAAACAAGAGCUUCAAAGAAAGAUCGUUAGUACGGAGUCUAGAGUGAAAUACUUACAUAACUUGUCGACUCUAACAUAUGAAGCCCAGAAAAACACGACCAUGGAAUGUUCAAUAUGCUUACAACCAAUCACUAAUGGUGCUAUGGUGAACUGUGGCCAUCUAUUUUGUACAUCAUGUAUAUUUUCAUGGCUGAAGAACAGGAAAACUUGCCCACUUUGCAAACACCCAACCUCUAAUUGUGAAGUUUAUAAUUUCACCUUCAAACUUGAAAGCGGAAGUUCAAGAAAAACAAAAUGUGAUAACAAAACUCGCCACCACAGAUAUCCAAACAUGCAAAAUUUCGAGAACACACUUGACUCUUUGUUUUUAACUAAAUAUGAAAGGUUUAAACAAAGCAAAACAACUGCAGACAUCAUUAUCAAGGAGAGCUAUGGCUCCAAAAUUGACUUUAUUAUUAAGUUAGUGCUAUUUCUGUUACACCAGAGUGAAAUAGAGGAUGCGACAAGACCACAAAUUUUAAUGUAUUCACAAAGCUUUGAUUUUAUGAAAGUUGUCUCUCAAGUUUUAUCGCUGCAUAACAUCAACAACAUAUGCUGCCUACAAAAUAAUCGUAAUGUUGGAGAUAUGAUUGCGCGAUUCAAAAAAACCAGCGAUAUAACAUGCCUCCUACUUAAUAUUCGUUCAUUGGGAGCAGGGCUCAAUCUGCUGAACGCGAGACACAUUUUUCUAUUAGAUCCAAUCCUUAAUGUGAAUGAAGAAAUUCAAGCUAUGAGUAGAAAUAACCGAAUUGGUCAACGCCAAGAAACCUAUGUUUGGAAUUUCAUGCUUGAAAAUACAGUGGAAGAAAGUAUUAUGCGAUAUAAAUGUGUGCUCGAAAAUCAGAAUAGGCACAAGAGAGAAGAAAGGUCGAUGCCAAUGUAUGAACAAAGUGAGCAGCUGGACGUAACUGACAGUGAAGUUUGCAUCAGUGAUUUUUCAAAUGAGGUGGUCUCUGAGCAACAUAUUAGGAAUUGCUUAUUCUUGAAGUGA
This is a messenger RNA of Nakaseomyces glabratus, 4413 nucleotides long. RefSeq names its product E3 ubiquitin-protein ligase IRC20 (gene IRC20). Gene Ontology annotation, biological process: DNA damage response; protein polyubiquitination. Gene Ontology annotation, cellular component: nucleus. The record is from RefSeq and is a predicted model, not a curated record. Lineage: Eukaryota; Fungi; Ascomycota; Saccharomycetes; Saccharomycetales; Saccharomycetaceae. Gene Ontology annotation, molecular function: ATP-dependent chromatin remodeler activity; ubiquitin protein ligase activity; ATP binding.